Molecule: messenger RNA, 633 nt
Organism: Cyclocybe aegerita
Lineage: Eukaryota; Fungi; Basidiomycota; Agaricomycetes; Agaricales; Hemipholiotaceae
Source: the annotation of a GenBank genome assembly
AUGUACGAAACCCUCCUGCGCCCGAUCGAAGUCUUCCAGAUUCCGCAAGCGGUGCCUGUAUCGGCGCUUUCGGAGAAGCUCAAGGGGUCCGAGAGGAAGCGCGAGGAGAAGCGCCAGCGGCAGAUCAGGGCGAAUAAGGAGAAGGCGGUUAGGGAGGGCAAGAGGAAGCGGGGUGAAGAGGAAGGUGCAGAGGUGGAGGAUGUGGAUGCGGUGAGUAAGCGCCCGAGGAAGGAAGAUGAGACAGGGGGUGAGGUGGAAGGAGCAGGAGAGGAAGCCGGAGAGGGAGAGGGAGAGGGAGAGCCGAUGGAGGAAGAUGUCCUCCUUUCUGAGGUGUUCGUUGCUGCUGUUACGGGUGACGAGUCAGAACCCGUCCCUUCGACCUCCUCGCUACCACCUGCGCCUUUGACAUCGCCGUCGAGCCAGGCCUUACCACCAGCGAAAUUCAACUUUGCGAAAGCUCUCCCUGAGGUUCGCGGACACACAUCCUACCUGACGUUCGCGUGUCUUGUCCCCGUACCUGCGCAUGCACAACCCCAGCCUCCAGUGGUGUCUGCUUUACCUGUAGACACUGCUGCCUCGACGAAGACAACGGCGCAAAUUGCAGCCACGACCGUGACGUUAGGUACAGAAUGA